AUAUCUUCUGUCAUCCGGUGUGGGACGGAGUUUUAUGUUGGCCUGCAACAAUACAAAACUCUACUGUUUAUCUGCCUUGUCCUUCGGAAAUAGGAUUGGAUAUAACGAAGUUUGCCAGUCGAAGAUGUGGAAUAGAUGGAUAUUGGGAAGGAAGUCCUUCUGUCUUAGGAAAACAAAAUAAUAAUAAUGGAUGGAGUAAUUACAUGGAUUGCUUUACUAAAGAGAUGAAAGGAGUUCUAAAUAAACUUUAUAAUAAAUCUAUUGACGAAGCAGAGGUUAAAGUUCAAAUAGCGAAAGCAACAAGAGUUGUAGAAAUGAUUGGUCUCAGCGUUUCUUUACUAGCUUUAAUUUCUUCUCUAGCUAUAUUUUUUUGGUUUAGUUGCCUGAGAAAUCGUAGAAAUCAUCUGCAUAAAAAUCUUUUUUCUGUAAUGUUGGCUCAAGUGGCCAUUAGGCUAACCCUGUACACAGAUCAAAUGAUAGUCCGAGUGGCCGUAGAUAAUCCUGUCGUUAGUCGAAGUUAUGUUAUCAGUAUCGAAAAAUCGCCAAUUGUUUGCGAGAUUUUCUAUAUUCUUUUGGAAUAUUCGAGAACUGCUGUCUUCGUGUGGAUGUUCCUCGAAGGUGUUCAUCUCCACAGCAACGUAUCUGUUGUAUUUCCAAGUAAAGUUCGUUUGAUUUACUUCCAUUUAGUAGGAUGGGGUGUACCAACCAUAUUAGUGAUUAUUUGGGCAACUGUUAUGAUUACCAGAUACACAAAUACACAAUGUUGGUGGGGUUAUUCUUUAAGUCCAUUUUUCUGGAUCUUAGAAGGUCCAAGGAUGCUUAUAGUUCUGAUAAAUUCAGUUAUUCUUCUUAAUAUUGUCUGCGUUAUUGCCAAUAGAGUUCAAACUAGUAAUAAUUCUGAAGUUCAGCAAAUUCGAAAAGCCGUCCGAGCUACAUUAUUGCUUCUUCCUCUUUUGGGGAUUCCAAAUUUAUUGGAUAUCAUCCCAGCUCCCUUAGAACGGUCUCCUCUACAAUUUGCUGUAUGGUCAUAUACAACACAUAUCUUAUCUUCGUCACAAGGAUUUUUCAUUGCUUUUCUCUACUGCUUUCUCAAUCGCGAGGUUCAGGUUGCAGUUCAUAAGCAGUACAGGUCUUGUUUAUCGACGUCUUUUAGAUCAGCUUAGAAGAAUGAAAAUAAGAAGAAUCGAAAAUCCAUUAUGAAAACUUUCUCGUUGUUCUCAAUUGUAUCAUUGACUGUGAUUUCAGUUCGGCAUUCAGAGCUAUAUAAUGAAAACGAAAUAUUUAUUUAAUACAAUAAAUUUCAUGACAAAAAAAUGAAUGUGAAUUUUUGAUUUAAAUAACAGCAAUUUCACUACAACCAUAAAUAGCACAAUUAGAACAAAGCACAAACUCGCGCGACAAGGAUACGUCACACACACAGACACACAAAGAUACAUCAUACACUUACAGGGGGGUAUCUUUGUCUGUUAAACGACAUAUGUCAAACGUUACUCUGUAAAAGAAAGGAAACGACAGAGCAAGAAGAAUGACCAGCCUUAUAAAUAGAGUACCAUCACACACUUGAUCCAGAGUGGGGUCACCGCACUCUCUGAGGGUCAAGGUGAAUGACACCUGCCAUCUAGUGGGAAAGCCCGAAGCUAGUGGGACAGAGCAUU
Molecule: messenger RNA, 1655 nt
Organism: Centruroides sculpturatus (bark scorpion)
Lineage: Eukaryota; Metazoa; Arthropoda; Arachnida; Scorpiones; Buthidae
Product: PDF receptor-like
Exons: 11
Coding region: 204-1163 (319 amino acids)
Biological process (GO): cell surface receptor signaling pathway; adenylate cyclase-modulating G protein-coupled receptor signaling pathway
Cellular component (GO): plasma membrane
Molecular function (GO): G protein-coupled peptide receptor activity
Source: RefSeq, a predicted model, not a curated record